This is a messenger RNA of Drosophila albomicans, 3738 nucleotides long. Its product is annotated as galactosylgalactosylxylosylprotein 3-beta-glucuronosyltransferase P. The transcript is spliced from 8 exons. Gene Ontology annotation, molecular function: galactosylgalactosylxylosylprotein 3-beta-glucuronosyltransferase activity. Gene Ontology annotation, cellular component: Golgi membrane. The record is from RefSeq and is a predicted model, not a curated record. Lineage: Eukaryota; Metazoa; Arthropoda; Insecta; Diptera; Drosophilidae. The coding region runs from base 894 to 2363 and encodes 489 amino acids. Gene Ontology annotation, biological process: chondroitin sulfate proteoglycan biosynthetic process; carbohydrate metabolic process.
UGCCGUUCAGUCGCAAUUGGAAUAACAGUACGCGCGGGUGCUGCUGCUAUCUCGUUGCCGUUACCGCAGCUGCCUUCGCAGUCGCUUGAAAUCUUCUUUACAUUUACUACUAGCCUGGCACUUGGCGCGCCUGGACAACGACAACGUAAUUUGCGUUUUGGGAGUGCUGCUGGAAAGUGUUGCUGGUGCCUUUAAAAAUAGUCGCGUAAGAAAAAGAGCAGCAACUAGCAUUCGUUUUAAAGUGCGCAACGUGUUAUAAAUAAAAUAAAAUAAAAGUGAAGCAGAAAGUGUAAUUAUUAGAUGAAGAAGAACACAAAAACAACAACAGCAGCUGCCGCAAAACCGGCGAAUGAUCAACCGAAAUAAAAUCGAAAGUUUCGCCCUAAUGAGCAUGGCACAGACGACGGAGGAGGGCAUCCAAAUUGUCGCCGUUCGUUCGUUUCUCUUCCGCCCAAAACAAACUGGGAGCCAUCCACUGCUCUAGGUUUUGAUGUCUUUGAAGACAAGUAUGUGAAGACUUGUAAGUAAAAUGUUUGUGGAAGUAUUUUGAAAAUUCAAUAUUAUCAUAGCAUUGCGUAGCCGGCACGUAGUCCCGCCCAGAAAAGCCGCCCACAGCGUGUAACAAUCAGAUGAGCAAGAGAGAGCAACGAAAGUCAUUAAAAACUAAAUGAAAUGAAAAUAUUGCAUGCAAUGCAAAUGAAACUUUAAAAUAUAAUAAUAAAUAAACUAAAACUGAAACUGAAAAACUUGCAAUCAAAACCAAACGGAUGAAAUCAAAAUACCAAAGAAGAGUUACAAGACCAACGCGUAAAAAACAAAAACCAAAACCAAAAAAUACAUAAAAAGCAACAACAAAAAAACAGCAACAGCAAUAACAACAGCAAUAAGUAUAAAUGUUGCUGCCACAGGCCAAAGAAGUGAAACUGAAUGGAAGCGGUGUCAGCAGCAACAACAACAACAAAAUGGCACUGGGCAAAUCCAUUAAAAUGUACCUGACCAUAUUCGUAGCCACAACCUGUGUCUACAUGGUGCUCUAUCAAUAUCACAUGUCCCGACAGCCACUCGCCACCAACGAGGUCAUUAAGCAUACCGAUAAAUCAUCAUCAUCACCCUUGUCUUCGUCAUUUAUCGCCUCAUAUUUGUGGUCACCCGCGGCCAACGUCAACACAACCGCAAUGGGGCAGGGACAAGGGGAGGGGCAGAGACAGAGGCAGAGGCAGAGGCAGGGGCAGGGGCCAAUCCAAUUACAUGCGCCAAAUGCAACAGACAUUGCCACCUCCACGUCUGCCUCGAUGGCUGCAUCUGCCAUGUCCUUCUUAUCGACGGUUUCAUUGCCUUUGACAUUGUCAUCGUCAUCGUCAUCAUCAUCAUCAUCAUCAGAUGCCAAGUCCAUUAUCACAAGAACUACAACAACAAGAACAGCGCCUGCUCUGACAUCAACAACAACGACAGCAGCAACAACAACAACAUCAACAACAAGAACAACUACAACUACAACAAGAACUACUCAAAAACGAUUAGUGACAAGCGGCCACGCCCAAAAUGCAAUGGGAAAAGCCGACGGGGGCGUCGCUCAUAAAACUCGCUCAACAUUUAUUGCCGUUUCCAAACCCCCGCCAUUGUACAUCAUCACGCCCACUUAUCGACGACCCGAGCAACUGGCGGAGCUGACACGACUCGGCUACACGCUGAAGCAUGUGCUCAACCUGCUCUGGCUGGUGAUUGAGGAUGCCAACAGGACGAACCCAUUGGUGGCGCACACCCUGGAUCGCAUUGGCGUGCCCUACGAGUACCUAGUGGCGCCCAUGCCCGAGCAGUACAAACUGACGAAGCGUGCCAAGCCCCGUGGUGUCUCGAAUCGGAAUCGAGGACUCGAUUAUCUGCGAGCCAAUGCCACUGAGGGUGUACUCUACUUUGCCGACGACGAUAACACCUAUGACAUUAACAUAUUCGAGCAGAUGCGCUAUACAAAAAAGGUGUCCAUGUGGCCGGUUGGUCUAGUCACCAAGACUGGCGUCAGCAGUCCCAUCAUACGUGAGGGCAAGUUGGAGGGCUACUACGAUGGCUGGAUCGGUGGUCGCAAGUAUCCCGUCGAUAUGGCAGGCUUCGCUGUGAGCGUCAAGUUUCUGCACGAGCGACCGCAAGCGAAGAUGCCUUUCAAACCGGGCUAUGAAGAGGAUGGUUUUUUGCGCAGCCUGGCUCCUUUGGACAAUGCCGAAAUUGAGCUGCUUGCUGAUGAGUGCAGAGAGAUACUCACUUGGCACACGCAGACUAAAAAGAAUUCUCCCGCAUUGCCGCUGAAUAUGACGCGAUAUGGACAUACGAAUUUGGCGUUUAUUGAGAAGCUGCUGGUGCGGCCAUAAGUCGUACAAUGAAGAGGGCUGCUGGUUUUGGUCCAAACUCUAUAGUUAGGUAUUAGUUAGGUAUUAACGAUGAAUGGUAACGAUUACCAUUACAAAAUGCAAUCGUGUAUGGCAGGCGAGUGAGCUCACAAAGUGUCCGUGACUUUAACCAAGUUGUACAGGUACAAUUCGGAGUUGAAGUCGUUUCAAUGUACCGACUAUCAUUAGUGUUGCACAACGUAAUCACCGUUACAGUUAGUUGCAAUUAGUUAGGCUCUAAGCGCACACGUUUAUACGACAUUCGAGUAUUAAUUUACUAUAUAUUUGUAAUUACUAAUCACGAAUCACAAGAUGAGCACUGUUUGACCCCAGGCCGGCAUCAUCACCAUCAUCAUUAUGAUUAUCAUUAAUUAGCAUUAGCAUCAGUCAUCAUAUCAUCAUCAUUGACAGUCGCACAGUGUAUACCUUUAAGUAUUGUACAUUACAAAUAUGAUAUUGUCCUGAAUAUGCAUAUAUUCACAUCUACAUUUAUAUACAUAUAUUUUGUACAUAUUUGCAAUAAAUUUAAACUAAGCCAAGACUUAAUUUAAGACGGUUAAUUUUUGACGAAGACAAGAAGUAUUUAAGUGCAUUACUUUAUGAAAGACAACAGCCUAAUGCCUAAUUGUAAUUGUAAUUCUAAUUUAAUUUAGCAUCUAAGUUGAAAUGAUAAUUCAGUUAUGUGCUGUCGAAUUCACGCAUAAACCACUCAAAACAAUACACAACUAUGGUUUCUGUUCCUAAAAUCUAAGUUGGUUUCAUUUUCAAAUCAAUCUUAUUUGCACAUUUUAAAUAACUUCAAUGUUAAUCAUAUAUUAUUUGUUUGUUCUAUAAUAGUUCUCAAUUUGAGUUGUGAAGUUUCUCAGUUGUAUUGCAAUUGUAAAGAUGUCAAUAGUUCAAGGCCGAGGCAGACAAACAUUCGAGUAUUGGGUGGGCGUGUCUAAAGUUGAGCAACUAUAAGUAUUUAUUUAUACUGCGAGUGCUACGAAGAAGCCAUCGGAAAUGCAAACAAACAGCAGCUAAAAUGUGGGCCGCAACCAUUUCAAUAAUGCAUGUUGGCACACUUGUCUAUCAAGGCGUUACUUCAGACCCUCAGCGGACCUACAGACGGACAAACAGACUGACUGUCAGACAGACAGACUGAAGGGUGGACAGACAGCGGGACAGAUAAAGCAGAGGCCAAUGAUUUAGUCACAUGGGCUGGGCUGGGCCCUCGUGGGACUCGAAUCGCGUGCCAACUGAUAGCGAUGGUAAUGGGUAAUGGCAAUUGAAAGGGGGAAAAUAACAAAAAUAAAAAACAAAAACAAUGACAAAAAACAUAAAAAUAAAGAAAAACAGUUUGAGAAAUUACCGAAAA